CGCGGCGCAGAUCGAUGCCACUGCGUGCUCCAGCAUCAAUCAGCGGUCGAGACAAUAAUCAUCGAUAGAACAGCGCAACCAGCCGCGCUGCAGGCCCGCGCAACGCAGAGAAUUCAAAUAACGCAGGGAGAGCAAAAACACUCUCUGAAGCAAAAUGCAGCACUACUGGCGCGUAUGGCUUGUUGCUGCAUGCCUCAAAGUGCUCCUCUUCCCAUCAUAUUUUUCAACGGACUUUGACGUACACCGUAACUGGCUCGCAAUAACACACAGUCGGGACGCCAGCCGCUGGUACGCCGACCAAGCUCAACAGAACCAGUGGACGCUCGACUACCCGCCGCUCUUCGCGAUGUAUGAGGCCGGCCUCGCUAGAAUUGCGGCAAAGGUCGAUGGAAAAAUAGUAGAAGAGUCGGAGCGCGACUACGCGUCCGUAGCAUGCAUUAGGUUCCAGCGGGCGACGGUAGUCCUCACGGAGCUCGUCAGUCUAGGAACAGCGGUACGGGCCGCGACGGCGGGCGACACUAGAAGCGCAUUGGCCUUCGCGGGCUCGGGAGCGCUCCUGCUCGUUGACCACGUCCAUUUCCAAUACAACGGCCUGCUGCUCGGCUUGCUGGUCUACGCGCUCUUCAUGCUAAGGCGGGGCGACCACGUCAAGGCGGGCGCGCUCUUCGCGUUGUUGUGUUGCGCGAAGCACCUGUUCCUGACGCUCGCGCCGGUCCUCGCCGCCGUCUUCGUCGCGGCGCACGUGCGCCCGCGCCAAGAUUUUGUAAAGGCGUUCCUCGAGCUCGCCGGCGCGUCGAUAGCCGCGCUCGCUGUUGGUUUGGCGCCUUUGUUGGUGCCGGCCUGGCGCGCGGGGCGCCUCGGGGCCGCUUUCACAGAACUCGCGGGCCGCCUCUUCCCCUUCGACGCGCGCGGCCUCGUGCACAGCUACUGGGCGCCGAACGUCUGGGCUUUGUAUGUCUUCGCGGACCGCGUCCUGCUGAAGGUGUUGAGGAGGAGCGCGGGCGCCGGCGCGACGCGCGGCCUCGUCGAGACGGCCGUCGAGGUGCUGCCCGCGCCCGGCCCGAAGGCCUGCGCGCUCCUGACGGUCCUCGCGGGCCUGCCGGCGGUCUACGCCGCGGCGCGCACGUCCAGCGCGGCGGCGGCGCGGCGCCUGACCUACCCCUGCGCGGCGCAUGCGGCGCUCGCGGCCUUCUGCUUUGGUUGGUGCCCGCGUCCCUUGCCUUGCCUUCCCUUCGCGUCGACGGCGCGACACACUGCGAGAGCGUCGCGGCGAUGGCGUAUAUGGGUGGCGCCCGACGCCAUCGACGCGACAUCCAUCCCGAAACACGCCAUCGCCGCGUGCUGCGAGCAUGAACCCCGACCACAGGCUGGCACGUCCACGAGAAGUUCCUGCUCGUGGCACUGAUGCCGCUGGCGCUGCUGGCGCUCGAGGGCCGGCCGCGCGACGUCGUCGUCUUCCGCCAGGCGGCGCGCCUCGCGACGUUCGCGGUGCUGCCCCUGAUUCCGGGCGGCGCGGACGGCGUGACCAAGCUGCUCGUCGUGGGCGCCGAGGAGCUGAUAUUACGCACUACAUUCGCCGCGGACGCGUUUCCGGGCGAUGGGCUCCACUGCGGCGCCAUGGCGGCCCUCGUGGCGCUCAAGGAGGUCUGGCCCCUCGCGCUGGGCGGCCGCCUCGAGUUCCUGCCGCUCAUGCUCACGAGCGUCUACGGCGCCGUCGCCGUCGUCGCGCUGACGGCGUACUCGGCCCGGCGGCUCCUGGCCGCAGGACGAGCACGAAACGCGGGCGACUGGGAGGCCUCCGUCGUAGCGCCCUCGCCGCGUCGUCCGCGGGCGAAACAGCCCCGGUCGUUGCUGAAAACGAUCUGCUCGCUGCUGGGGAGCCGGGACGAGGAUUAAUAAACUUAUGCUUAUUGUAGUGGUCU
Molecule: messenger RNA, 1922 nt
Organism: Pelagomonas calceolata
Lineage: Eukaryota; Pelagophyceae; Pelagomonadales; Pelagomonadaceae
Source: the annotation of a GenBank genome assembly